This is a messenger RNA of Colius striatus (speckled mousebird), 1292 nucleotides long. It is a transcript of the gene SKIC8, whose product is annotated as SKI8 subunit of superkiller complex. NCBI's taxonomy places the organism in Eukaryota, Metazoa, Chordata, Aves, Coliiformes, Coliidae. Gene Ontology annotation, cellular component: Cdc73/Paf1 complex. The record is from RefSeq and is a predicted model, not a curated record. Gene Ontology annotation, molecular function: protein binding. The transcript has 8 exons. The coding region runs from base 298 to 1140 and encodes 280 amino acids.
UCAAGGUAGAUGACAUCUGCUGCUCUCACCUCAUCUUGCCAGCCAGUUAUGCGCUCAUAGAAGGCUGUCAAACAGGAUUUCCCCUUGGUGAAUCCAUGUUGUCUUCCCCCGAUAACCUUCACGUGUUUAGUGAUGGCAUUCAGGAUGAGUUGUUCUAUCACUUUUCCAGGGAUGGAGGUGAGGCUGACCGGCCUGUAGUUUCCUGGGUCGUCCUUCCUGCCUUUUUUGAAGACUGGAGUGACAUUGGCCUUUCUCCAGUCCUCAGGCACCUCACCUGUCUUCCAUGGUUGUUCAAAAAUGAUGGAGAGAGGCUUAGCAAUCACAUCAGCCAGCUCCCUCAGCACUCAGUCUGCCCCUCAUCCCCACAGGAAUGAUGAAAAAUUGGAUCUACAAUGGACUUUGGAGGGUCACCAGCUGGGCGUGGUAUCUGUGGAUAUCAGCCACACAGGCUCCAUUGCAGCAUCCAGCUCCCUCGAUGCCCACAUUCGCCUUUGGGAUUUAGAAACUGGCAAACAAAUCAAGUCAAUAGAUGCUGGUCCUGUUGAUGCAUGGUCCCUGGCUUUUUCACCCGAUUCCCAGUACCUUGCAACAGGAAGUCAUGUGGGAAAAGUAAAUAUUUUUGGUGUUGAAACUGGAAAGAAAGAAUAUUCUCUGGACACAAGAGGGAAGUUCAUCCUUAGCAUUGCAUAUAGUCCAGAUGGAAAAUACUUAGCCAGUGGAGCAAUAGAUGGCAUUAUCAAUAUUUUUGAUAUUGCAACUGGAAAACUUCUGCAUACGCUAGAAGGUCAUGCAAUGCCAAUUCGUUCACUGACGUUUUCUCCAGAUUCUCAGUUACUUGUAACUGCUUCAGAUGAUGGCUACAUCAAAAUCUAUGAUGUGCAGCAUGCAAACCUGGCAGGCACCUUAAGUGGUCAUGGAUCCUGGGUAUUAAAUGUAGCAUUUUGUCCUGACGAUACUCACUUUGUUUCCAGUUCAUCUGAUAAAAGUGUUAAAGUCUGGGAUGCUGGAACAAGAACUUGUGUUCACACUUUCUUUGACCACCAAGAUCAGGUCUGGGGAGUGAAAUACAAUGAAAGUGGAUCAAAAAUUGUAUCUGUUGGAGAUGACCAAGAAAUUCAUAUUUACGACUGUCCAGUUUAAGUAUCUUGGCUGAGACCCUUUGGUUAACUCUUCUACCAGUUUUUAGGAAUACUACUGUCCUAUGUAAAAUCAUCUAUGUUUAUAUGUAAUUUUGAUUUUGUUUAGCAUGAGAGAAAGCUUUACUUUUUUAAAAAUAAAAGCUCCAGCUGUAA